Lontra canadensis (Northern American river otter) is the source of this 1614-nucleotide messenger RNA. RefSeq names its product MAX interactor 1, dimerization protein (gene MXI1). Gene Ontology annotation, biological process: regulation of transcription by RNA polymerase II. Bases 222 to 1097 code for a protein of 291 amino acids. Gene Ontology annotation, molecular function: RNA polymerase II cis-regulatory region sequence-specific DNA binding; protein dimerization activity; DNA-binding transcription factor activity, RNA polymerase II-specific. Lineage: Eukaryota; Metazoa; Chordata; Mammalia; Carnivora; Mustelidae. The transcript has 6 exons. The record is from RefSeq and is a predicted model, not a curated record.
GGUUCAUUCAAUCUCCCAUACACACAGACCCACUGCGAGACCGACACACACUCACACACACUCACACACACAACUGAACGCACCGAGGCUCGGGAAGUCAGGUCGUCUCCUAGCCUCGGCGCCUCCUCCGCUCCAGCCAGGCGGGUCUCCUCUGGGGACCGGAGCUCGGCCGGGCAGCGCAGCCCCAAAAGAGGACCAGCUCCGCGGACCCCGGUUCCUCCAUGGGCAAACGCGGACGGCCGCGCAAGGAAGCGCGCUGUGAAGGCGCGGGGCUAGCCCCCGCCGCGCCCCCGGCCGUGGCCGCGCCCCAGCCCCCGGCCCAGCCCGAGGAACCCACGGGGGCCAAGCUCAGGUGCCCCUUCUCGGACAUUUUCAACACCAGCGAGAACUCGAUGGAGAAGCACAUCAACACUUUUCUGCAGAACGUGCAGAUUCUGCUCGAGGCCGCCAGCUACCUGGAGCAGAUCGAGAAAGAAAACAAAAAGUGUGAACAUGGCUAUGCCUCAACGUUCCCCUCCAUGCCGAGCCCCCGACUGCAGCAUUCAAAGCCCCCAAGGAGAUUGAGCCGAGCACAGAAACACAGCAACGGGAGCAGCAACACCAGCACUGCCAACAGGUCUACACACAAUGAGCUGGAAAAGAAUCGACGAGCUCAUCUGCGCCUCUGUUUAGAACGCUUAAAAGUUCUGAUUCCACUAGGACCAGACUGUACCAGGCACACAACACUUGGUUUGCUUAACAAAGCCAAAGCACACAUCAAGAAACUUGAAGAAGCUGAAAGGAGGAGCCAGCACCAGCUAGAGAACUUGGAACGAGAACAGAGAUUUUUAAAGCGGCGACUGGAACAGCUGCAGGGUCCUCAGGAGCUGGAACGAAUACGAAUGGACAGCAUUGGAUCGACUGUUUCUUCAGAUCGUUCUGAUUCAGAGCGAGAGGAGAUUGAAGUGGAUGUUGAAAGCACAGAGUUCUCCCAUGGAGAAGUGGACAAUAUCAGUACCACCAGCAUCAGUGACAUUGAUGACCACAGCAGCCUGCAGAGUAUUGGGAGUGACGAGGGUUACUCCAGUGCCAGUGUCAAACUUUCGUUCACUUCCUAGAACCCAGCAUGACAUAACAGUGCAGGGCAAAAUAUUCACUGGGCCAACUCAAUCCAAACAAUCUCUUAAAUUGGGUUCAUGAUGCAGUCUCCUCUUUAAAACUAAACAAAACUAUACUUGAACAAAAGGGUCAAAAGACCUCUAUUUAAGCAAAUACUUAGCAAAAAGUGGAGCAGAGCCUCCCCAGCAGAACAAAUACUCAUAAUAUUCAUAUUUGAAAAUCUGUUUCUAAUGGCAGCAGAAAACUUGGUGAAAUUUUCUUGAUUUAGUUUAUUUGAAAGAGGACAUUGGAGAUUCUGUCCUCUUUUUCUUCUGUAGUUUGCUCAUAAUACAAUGAGUAGACACAUUUAAGGAUGGGGUUAUGAACCCUUCCUGAGUUUUAUGGUCCUAAAAACAAAGUCAAACCUAUAGUAAUGAGAAGACAAGAUAAUCAGGCAUUAACUUGGAUAGCUAAAGAGCUAUUAAAACUCAGCCUGGGACAGCUUAUCAGGAAGCCUGUGGAUGAUCAAAUCUUGGG